AUGGGAAGGAGAGGGAGGGGAAAGGAGGAGGAGGAGGGGAGAGAAGGGCGUUGUUUCACUCCCGCCUCACCUGCUUUCGUCUCAACACCGGUGCAAAACGGCAAAAAGCGGUCGGUACAAAGGACUAGAGCGUGUGCGCAGCGACCGCCGGUGUUGAGACCACACCUCGCCGCGACGAGAGCCUUUGUGCGCGCCUAUGGCCUGUGCUUGGGACCCGGAAGUAGAGGGGGAGAGCUGAGUUUAUGGCCCAGGGGAGGCGUAGCAGUGAACAAUCACGACAUCCAAUUCCCCUCCAGUCGCAUCACAAAGAAGGCGGGCCACUGUUUCCUGUCCAACAAAAACACAUCUUCUGAAAGUGCAUCACAACAAGCUGCACCACCCCUGUCUGUGCCCAAACACGGCCGGUGCCACCCCUGGGGGAAGAGAGACAGCCUGGUGGAUGAAAGCCAAGAGGGAGGUGAGGGGGAAGAGGAGGUGGAGGUGGAGAAGGAGGAGAGGCACAGUUCAAGGGGAGAGAGGAGCCUGGAGCGACUGAUAAUAGCAGCAGAUGAUGAAACCUGGCAAGAAGAAAGAGGGAGGGAGGUUUUGAUGGCAUGGUCUCGCUCUCGCCGCGCUGCCAACAGACACCCCCAUUUCUCUCAGUAUAACUACCAAGUACAAGUAGCUGAAAACCAGCCCCCUGGUACCUCAGUCAUUACGAUGUCAGCCUCAGACCAAGAUGGAGGCGAUGCGGGCAGGCUGAGCUACAGCAUGGCCCCUCUGAUGAACAGCCGAUCUUCUGACUAUUUCCAUAUCAACCCAGACUCGGGUCUCAUCACCACCACUCAGGUUCUAGACAGAGAGCACAUGGACCUGCAUUACUUCCGGGUCACCUCGACUGAUUACGGCUCCCCCCGUCUCUCGGGUACAACAAUGGUGGCCAUCACUGUUUCAGACCGCAAUGAUCACUCUCCAAUAUUUGAGCAGAUCGAGUACAGAGAGACCAUCAGGGAAAACGUAGAGGAAGGGUACCCGAUCUUACAGCUGAGAGCGACAGAUUUGGACUCCCCAUCCAAUGCCAAUAUUCGCUAUCGGUUUGUCGGUGAUUCAGCAGCACUGGCACGGGUGGCAUUCGAGAUCGACCCACGCUCGGGGCUCAUCACAACCCGCGGGGCGGUUGACCGAGAGACCAACGAGCACUACACACUCCAGGUGGAGGCCAGCGACCAGGGGAAAGAGCCGGGGCCGCGCUCUGCCACCGUCAAAGUCUUCAUCACUGUUCUGGACGAGAACGACAAUGUGCCGCAGUUCAGUGAGAAGCGCUAUGUGGUGGCAGUGAGGGAGGAUGUGCGGCCUCACUCGGAGAUUCUUCGUGUGAGUGCCACAGACCGCGACAAGGACAGCAAUGCUGCUGUCCACUACAACAUCAUCAGCGGGAACAGCCGAGGGCAGUUCUCCAUUGACAGUGUCACCGGGGAGAUCCAGGUUGUGGCACCGUUAGACUUCGAGGCCGAACGGGAGUACACGCUGCGUGUACGGGCGCAGGACAAUGGACGCCCUCCCCUCUCCAACAACACCGGCAUCGUCAGUGUGCAGGUGACGGACGUCAAUGAUAACCCACCCAUAUUUGUUUCAACUCCGUUCCAGGCAUCUGUGUUGGAGAGCGCCCCGAUUGGAAGCUCCAUCCUUCACAUCCAGGCUAUCGAUACAGAUUCUGGUGACAACGCCCGCUUGGAGUAUCGGCUUACCGGCACCAGCCCUGACUCACCCUUUGUCAUCAACUCUGCUACAGGGUGGGUCACCGUGCGCUCCACACUCGACCGGGAAUCGGUGGAACACUACUUCUUUGGCGUGGAAGCCAGAGACUACGGAGUGCCACCUCUCUCCGCUACCGCGAGUGUCACCAUAACAGUGAUGGACGUCAACGACAACCGUCCCGAGUUCCUCCAGAAGGAGUACUUUGUCCGCCUAAACGAGGAUGCUGCGGUUGGCACCAGUGUGGUGAGCGUCACUGCCGUGGACCGGGAUGUCAACAGUGCUGUAACCUAUCAGAUUACAGGGGGGAACACAAGGAAUCGAUUUGCGAUCAGCACGGCGGGAGGGGCGGGGCUUGUCACCUUGGCCCUCCCGCUGGACUACAAGCAGGAGCGGCGGUACGUUCUAACAGUCACGGCCUCGGACCGUACGCUCCAUGAUACCUGCCAAGUCCACGUCAACAUCACAGAUGCCAACACUCACCGGCCCGUUUUCCAAAGUGCACAUUAUUCUGUUAGUGUGAAUGAGGACCGCCCGCCUGGGAGUACCGUAGUGGUCAUCAGUGCCACAGAUGAUGAUGUUGGUGAAAACGCUCGCAUCACAUACUUACUGGAGGAUAACAUCCCACAGUUCCGCAUUGACCCUGCCACUGGUGCCAUAACCCUCCAGGCAGAACUUGACUAUGAGGAUCAGAUGACAUACACCUUGGCUAUUACUGCUAAGGACAACGGCAUACCACAGAAAUCAGACACGACGUACGUAGAGGUGAACGUGAACGACGUAAAUGAUAACGCACCCCAGUUCCUCAGCCCCAGAUAUCAGGGGACUGUGAGCGAAGAUGCCCCUCCUUUCACCAGCGUCCUCCAGAUCUCUGCCACUGAUCGUGACGCCCAUGCCAACGGCCGUGUCCAGUACACCUUCCAAAAUGGUGAGGAUGGGGAUGGAGAUUUUACCAUUGAGCCCACAUCUGGUAUUGUCCGAACUGUGCGUCGGUUGGACCGGGAGAGCAUGCCGUUCUAUGAACUCACUGCCUAUGCCGUGGACCGAGGCGUGCCACCGCAAAGGACCCCUGUCCACAUCCAGGUGACAGUCCUGGAUGUGAAUGACAAUGCUCCUGUUUUUCCCGCAGACGACUUCCAGGUUCUGGUGAAGGAGAACAGCGCCGUGGGCUCCGUGGUGGCACAGAUCACUGCCACAGACCCAGACGAGGGGGCCAAUGCGCAGAUAAUGUACCAGAUUGUGGAGGGGAACAUCCCCGAGAUCUUCCAGAUGGACAUCUUUUCGGGUGAGCUCACCUCACUAAUCGACCUUGACUAUGAAACACGGGACGAGUACGUCAUCGUGGUCCAGGCCACCUCGGCACCACUUGUUAGCCGCGCCACAGUCCGGAUUCGAUUGGUGGACCAGAACGACAACCGGCCCACCCUUCAGGACUUCCAGAUCAUCUUCAACAACUUUGUGUCGAACCGGUCCAACAGUUUCCCCAGCGGGGUGAUCGGGAGGGUGCCGGCCCAUGACCCGGAUGUGUCAGACCGCCUCUACUACAACAUUGACCGGGGAAACGAGCUACAUCUACUGCUCCUGAACCACACCAGCGGAGAGAUUCGGCUGAGCCGCAAACUUGAUAACAACAGACCUCUGGUGGCUCCUAUGAUGAUCACUGUCACAGAUGGCGUCCACAGCGUCUCGGCUCAGUGUGUCCUUCGUGUCCUCAUCAUCACCGAAGACAUGCUGGGCAGCAGCAUCACCGUGCGCCUGCAGAACAUGUCCCAGGAGAACUUCCUGUCCCCGCUCCUGGGCCACUUCCUGGAGGGUGUGUCUGCCGUGCUGUCGGUGCCUGUCGAGGACGUUUUCGUCUUUAACAUCCAGCCGGAUCUGGAGGCGGCGCCAGGAGGGAUGGAGAUCCUUAAUGUCAGCUUCUCAGCGGCCCUACCAGGGGGACACCUCUUCCCUUCCGAGGCCCUGGAGGAACAGCUGUACUUGAACAGGCCCAGGUUAACCUCACUGGCACAGAUGGAGGUCCUCCCGUUCGAUGACAACGUGUGCCUCCGCGAGCCAUGUCAGAACUACAUGAAGUGUAUCUCGGUGCUCCGCUUCAACAGCUCCGCCCCCUUCAUCACUUCACCCUCCAUCUUGUUCCGGCCCAUCCACCCCAUCGCAGGCCUGCGCUGCCGCUGCCCUGCGGGCUUCACGGGGGACUACUGCGAGACGGAGAUCAACCUGUGUUACUCCAACCCGUGCCUCAAUGGCGGCGUGUGUGCCCGGAGAGAGGGGGGCUACACCUGCAUCUGUCGGGAGGACUACACGGGUGACCGGUGUGAGUUCGACCGGCGGCAGGGCCGCUGUGUGCCGGGGGUGUGUCGUAAUGGAGGGACCUGCAGGGAGUUGUCCAGUGGGGGUUUCCGGUGCGAGUGUCCCGCGGGCGGCUACGAGCGGCCAUACUGCGCCGUCACGGCCCGCAGCUUCCCACCCAAGUCCUUUGUCAUGUUCCGGGGCCUGAGGCAGAGGUUUCACCUGUCCAUCUCCCUGACUUUUGCCACCCUGGAGAACAGUGGUCUUCUCUUCUACAAUGGCCGCUUCAAUGAAAAGCACGACUUCAUCGCUUUGGAGAUACAGGAGGGCCAAGUACUGCUGAAAUACUCCACAGGUGAGUCAUCCACUCAGGUGAGCCCCUUCCUGCCCGGGGGUGUGAGUGACGGCAAUUGGCACACAGUCCACAUCCACUACUACAACAAGCCUUCCACACGCUAUCCCAAGCGCAGUGUGACCGGCGAGGUCCAGGGGCCGUCGGAUGAGAAGGUUGCUGUGGUGAGCGUUGACGACUGCGACACUGCCGUGUCGCUGCGCUUCGGAAUGCAGCUGGGCAACUACAGCUGCGCCGCACAGGGGAAGCAGACCAGCAGCAAGAAGUCUCUGGACUUGACUGGCCCGUUGUUUCUGGGAGGGGUCCCCAACGUCCCUGACAACUUUCCCUUUGGUACCAGGGAGUUUAUUGGCUGCAUGAAGGACCUGCACAUAGACAGCAAGCCCCUGGACUUGGCUGGAUUCAUUGCUAACAACGGCACGCUCCCCGGUUGCAGUGCCAAGCUGCCAUUCUGCAAGUCCAACCCCUGUCAGAAUGGUGGGACCUGCAGCGUGAGUUGGGAAACAUUCUCCUGUGACUGCCCCCUAGGGUUUGGAGGCAAAGAUUGCAGCCACGUGAUGCCCCACCCCCACCGGUUUCUGGGGAACAGCGCUCUCUGGUGGGAUCUUAAGAACGACGUGACCAUCUCCACUCCUUGGUACCUGGGCCUGGUGUUUAGGACCAGAGCCCGAGAGGGGACCCUGCUGCAGGCUCAGGCUGAAAAGUACACCAGCUUAGUGUUUCAGGUGAUAAACGGUCAGCUGGUGUUUUCGGUAACCCGCGGCUCUGCCAGGCCGGUCCGGUUGCGGUUGGACCAGGUCCAGGUGGCAGAUGGCCGCUGGCAUGACCUGCAGUUGGAGCUCCGGGAUGUCCGCAGUGGCCGAGAGACACGCUACGUCGCCACCCUGCGGCUGGACUUUGGUCUCUUUCAGGGUACAGUGAUAGUGGGAAAUGAGAUCCAUGCAUUGAAGGUGAAGCACCUGCAUGUGGGGUGGAGUGCUGGAUCUGGGGAGGUGCAGAACGGCAUCAGAGGGUGUAUACAGGGUGUUCGGUUGGGAGUGAGACCUGAUGCCCCUCCUCUACCUCGUCCGUCUAGGGCCAUCAAGGUAGAGAAUGGCUGCAACGUCGGCAACCCCUGCGUCUCCUCCCCAUGUCCCUCCCACAGCCGCUGUUCUGACCAAUGGGAGCGGCAUGCCUGCAUCUGCGAGCCGGGUUACUAUGGGAAAGGCUGUAUUGAUGCGUGUCAAUUGAAUCCCUGUGAGAAUGAAGCUCAGUGUCACAGGAAGCCAAGCUCCUCCCACGGAUACAUCUGUGAUUGUGGAGACAAUCAUUAUGGGCAGUACUGUCAGCACAGGAUUGACCACCAGUGCCCCAGAGGUUGGUGGGGGUCUCCGACCUGCGGACCCUGCCACUGUGACACCAGUAAAGGCUUUGACCCCGACUGCAACAAGACCAGCGGCCUGUGCCACUGCAAGGAGUUCCACUACCGUCCGCGUGGAGGUGACACCUGUCUGCCAUGCGACUGCUACCCAGUUGGUUCCUUCUCGCGGUCAUGUGACCCGGAAACUGGGCAGUGCCAGUGCAGGCCCGGCGUGAUUGGUCGGCAGUGCAACGCAUGUGAUAACCCUUUUGCUGAGGUCACAAAUUCAGGUUGUGAAGUUAUCUAUGACAGUUGUCCUAAGACCAUUACCCAGGGGAUCUGGUGGCCCCGGACCAAGUUCAACCUGCCUGCUGCGGUGCCCUGCCCAAAAGGCUCUGUCGGUGCAGCGAUCAGACACUGUGAUGUGGAGAGAGGCUGGUUGGUGCCAGAUCUCUACAACUGUACCUCACCUCCAUUUGUGGAGCUCAACACUGCUCUGGAGUCCCUUGAACGUAAUGACACCGAGCUGAGCACCAUUGUGGAAAAGAAGCUGGCACACCAGCUGCGCGAUGUCACUGAGGCAACGGCCCGUCUCUAUGGCAACGACCUGCAGAUCGCCGAGCGACUGUUGUCCCGCCUCCUGACCUUUGAGACCCAGCAGAGUGGUUUUGGACUCACUGCUACACAGGAUGCACACUUUAAUGAGAACAUUCUGCGAGGCUGCAGUGCAUUGCUGGGUCCAAGUACUGCAGAUCUUUGGCGGGCUCUGGCCCAGAGUCAGAACCACAUCCAGGGAGGCGGCCCGGCCGGGCUGGCUGACCUGCUGGAACAGUAUGCACAGACCCUGGCCCAGAACAUGAAACUAACCUACCUCAACCCUGUGGCUCUGGUCGCUCCUAAUAUAGUGAUGAACCUGGACCGAGUGGAGAACCACACCCAUGUGAGGAGGCGCUUCCCGAGAUACCAUACCACCCUUUUCAGGGGCCAGGCUCCCUGGGACCCCCACACACACGUGGUGCUACCCCCUGCUGCCCUGGUGCCACAGCGACACCAGCAUUCAUCACCUCAGAACACUGCCUCCGCCCCUGCCAGUAUUUCAGCCAAUCAGACGCGGGAAUAUGUCGCAGCCAGGCGCACUGUUUUGAUGCCGGAGCCACCCAUCACCAUUGUCAUCAUGUUGAUCUAUCGCAGUCUCGGGGCUGCCCUCCCCCCCAAAUAUCAUACAGACAGACGAGGAGUCCGGCUUCCCAGACACCCAGUAAUGAACUCUCCAGUGGUCAGUGUGUCCGUCUAUAACAACCAGUCGUUUGUGGCCGGUCACUUGGAACAGCCUCUCCUAUUGGAGUUCAAGCUGCUGGAAACAGCCAAUCGCAGCAAACCGCUGUGUGUGCAGUGGAAUCACAGUAGUCCUUACGAGAUAGGAGGUUGCUGGACAGUGAGGGACUGUAUGGUGGUGUAUAGGAAUACCUCUCAUGUUCGCUGUCAGUGCCAGAGGCUGGGUACCUUUGCAGUGCUGAUGGACAGCUCCCAGAGAGAGCAGUUGGAGGGGGACCUGGAGACUCUGGCCCUGGUCACCUACGCCUCCCUGUGCAUCUCCAUGCUUGCGCUCCUCCUCACCGUCCUGGUGUUGUCCUGCCUGAGAGGACUCAAGUCCAACACCCGGAGUAUCCACUCCAACACAGGGGCAGCUAUGUUUUUGUCUGAGCUCGUGUUUUUGCUGGGCGUCAAUCAGACUGACCAACAGUUCCUCUGUACAGUUGUGGCCAUUUUGCUCCAUUACUUCUUCAUGUCCAUGUUUGCCUGGAUGUUCGUCGAGGGGCUUCAUAUCUACCGUAUGCAGACAGAACAACGUAACAUUAACUUUGGCGCCAUGAGGUUUUACUACGCCAUCGGCUGGGGUGUGCCCGCUAUUAUCACCGGAUUGGCGGUGGGUCUGGACCCAGAGGGUUACGGGAACCCAGACUUCUGUUGGAUCUCCAUCUAUGACAAGCUUAUCUGGAGCUUUGCUGGUCCCAUUGCCAUCGUUAUACUGAUGAAUGGGGGGAUGUUCCUCAUUGUAGCCAGAAUGUCCUGCACUCCCUCCCAGAAGGAGACCAAGAAGCUCCCCAUCAUUGCCACUAUCCGCAGUGCCUUCCUUCUGUUGCUUGUAGCCACCGCCACCUGGUUGUGUGGUCUGAUGGCCGUUAACAACAGUAUCCUGGCCUUCUACUACAUCUUUAAUGUCCUCUGCCUUGUACAGGGUCUGUUGGUGUUGUUGGUGUUUACGGUGUUCAACUCUGAGGUUCAAGAGGCCUGGAGGGUCGUCUGUCUGGGGAAGAAAAGCCCCGGGGAAGACCCGCCCAGACCACCACAGAAUGCUAGUCAGAACCCCUAUAACAACACAUCUCUAUUGGAGCAGAGUGGACUGCACCGGAUCACCCUGGGAACCUCCACCAUAUCCUCUGUCAGCUCUGCCAGAGAGAACCUCUUGGCCCGUCAGACUUUGGAACAGAACAUUGGUCACACGGGAGCUACGGACCUAGAUGUAGCCAUGUUCCACAGGGAUGGAGGCGAAGACUCUGACUCUGACUCGGACCUCUCUCUGGAGGAGGAGCGCAGCCUCUCCAUCCCUUCCUCCGAGAGCGAGGACAACGUUCGUCUGCGCGGACGCAUCCAGAGGCGCUUCAAACGCACCAAUCACAGUGAGCGUCUGCUCACUGAACCCACCCACAACGGCACCAAAGAUCUUGACGGCAACGACCUGCUGUCCUAUUGGCCUGCCCUGGAGGAGUGUGAGGCACACACGCUGCAGAAGUGGGGUUCGGAGCGGCCCCUGGGGGGGGAUUAUAAUAAGGAUGCAGCCAACAACAAUCAGGCUGACGCGGCGCUGACGAGCGGGGAUGAGAACGUCCUCACACAGCCAAACAGGCAUCGCAAAGGUAUACUGAAGAACCGUAUUGGGUGCCCCCCCGCCCUCCAGGGCCUCACCACUAUGGGCAGGGCCCCCAGUGAGCUAAACUGGUACCGGACCUCUACACUGGGACACCGGGGUGUUCCCGCCGCCUCCUAUGGUCGCAUGUACUCUGCCACGGGUACAGCCUGUGCCGGUACUGGCUCCCUCUCCCAGCCUGCCUCCCGCUACUCCUCCCGGGAGCACCUGGACUCGCUGGCUCGGAGGCAGCUGUCUCGGGACCCGCUUGGGAGGCAGACGGUCGGAGGGUCAAGGGACCGGCUGGACUCCCGGGGCUCCAGGGACAACCUUGAUCUCCUACCCCGGAGGAGGGAGCUGGGGCCGGGACAGGGAGGAGGGGGUCUAGGGGGCCUGGGGAUGGACCACCAGCGUGUGUCUGCAUCCAGGGAGAACCUGUCCAGUUCAAGGGACAGGCUGGACUACCACCGCCCAGGCAGCGCUCACACCUCCAGGGAGGACCUGAGUGGGAAUGGGGGUAUGAUUGGAGCAGGGAUGGAGGGGUACCUGGCGGGUUCAAGGUCCCAACUGAACACGCUAACCCGGCGUCAGGCCUCAUCCAGGGAGCACCUGGGUGGGGCUCUGAUAAGCAGCAGGUCCAGGGAGCAACUGGAGACCAAUGGAGGAGGAGGUUGCGGGGUCGCGGCCCAGUCGCAGCCCUGUCGGGAGUGGCUUCGCACCCUACCCCCUCGCCAGCCCUCACACCCUGACCAACCUCCGCCCUCCUCUCCGCCUCCCCCCAUCUCUGAGGAGCCCCAGCAGGAACAGCUUCCCCCAACAACGCGCAUCAGGGGACGUCUGGACUCCGCACCCUUGUGUAGGUACCCGGGUAAGACUGCUGCCCAGGUCGCAGGUUCAAAUCCCAAUCCCCUGAGUCGCCAACCAUCCAGUGAGCACCUGGAUAUUCUGUCGUCCAUCUUGGCGUCGUUCAGUUCCUCCGUCCUGACUCCUCCCCCCUCUGCCUCUAACCCUGGUGCUAAUGGCUCUGCCCAUGGCCCCUCCCCCUCCCCAUCCCACUCUGCGACCUCCCACAGUAUAUCCGAGGUGUCCCCCGACUCCGAAGCCAACAGAAGUGAAGGCCAGUCUUGA
Lampris incognitus (smalleye Pacific opah) is the source of this 9753-nucleotide messenger RNA. It is a transcript of the gene celsr3, whose product is annotated as cadherin, EGF LAG seven-pass G-type receptor 3. Gene Ontology annotation, molecular function: G protein-coupled receptor activity; calcium ion binding. Gene Ontology annotation, cellular component: plasma membrane. The record is from RefSeq and is a predicted model, not a curated record. NCBI's taxonomy places the organism in Eukaryota, Metazoa, Chordata, Actinopteri, Lampriformes, Lampridae. Gene Ontology annotation, biological process: G protein-coupled receptor signaling pathway; homophilic cell-cell adhesion; cell surface receptor signaling pathway.